AUUGUUGUAUUACAUAUUAAUUGUUGUAAUCGUAUAUUUGUUGCUUUAGAAUUAUGGAUGUAUUUGAAAAAAAAAAAUAGUGGAGCAAGUGGUGGGCAUGUUACUAGUCACUUUUACUACAAAAACGCCUGUUUUUUUCCAUGAGAUCUGAUACAAACUGUAAGACAGUGCAGUUUGUGGUAUGGGAAGCUAGUUCUUCAAGUUGUGAUCACAUAGAAAUGAAAAGGGAAGAAGGUGUUGUUUGUUUGGUGGCUUUAUUCAGAUUCUGGGCUUAUGCAACUGCUUUGCUUACACCUAAUGGUGUCAACUAUGAAGUGCUGGCUUUGAUGGAUAUAAAGAAGUCAUUGAGUGAUCCUCAUGGAGUUCUGAAUUGGGAUGAAAACUCUGUUGAUCCUUGUGGAUGGACUAUGGUUUGUUGUUCCCAUGAUAAUCUAGUCAUUACACUAGCUAUUCCAAGCCAGAGCUUAUCGGGGACGAUAUCACGUAGCAUAGGGAAUUUGACACACCUCACAAGUGUGCUCUUGCAGGAUAAUAAUAUAUCAGGACCAAUACCUCCUGAGUUGGGAAAACUCCCAAAGCUUCAAGAACUUGAUCUUUCAGAUAACUUGCUUACAGGAGAAAUACCUCCUUCUUUAUCUCAACUGAAAAACCUGCAGUACAUGAGGUUAAACAAUAAUAAGCUGACUGGAGCCAUUCCUUUAGCUUUGGGCAACUUGACUCAGCUGACUUUCCUGGACUUGUCGUUCAAUAAUUUGAGCGGCCCGGUGCCAAGACUUGCAGCCAAAACGUUCGAUGUUUUAGGAAAUCCUAUGAUUUGUGCAACUGGCAAAGAGCCAGACUGCAAAGGAACAGCUCCAAUGCCCCUCUCUUUGUCUCAAAAUAUUUCACAAAAUCCACAGUCAUCAGGAAAGCCAAAUAGUCACAAAAGAGUUGCUUUAGCAUUUGGCACAAGCCUUGGCUGCAUCUGUCUGCUGAUUCUUGGGUUUGGUUUUCUGCUCUGGUGGAGGCACAAGCACAACCAGCAGAUAUUUUUCGACGUUAAUGAACAACAUCAUGAAGAAGUGUGCCUAGGAAACUUAAGAAGGUUCCAGUUCAGAGAACUCCAGAUUGCAACACACAACUUCAGCAGCAAGAAUAUUCUUGGUAAGGGUGGCUUUGGAAAUGUCUACAAAGGUUAUCUCCACGAUGGGACAGUUGUAGCAGUAAAGAGGCUCAAGGAUGGAAGUAACAUUGGAGGGGAGAUACAGUUCCAGACUGAAGUCGAGAUGAUCAGCCUAGCAGUGCACAGAAACCUCCUCCGUCUAUACGGAUUCUGCAUAACUCCAACUGAAAGACUCUUAAUUUAUCCCUAUAUGUCUAAUGGAAGCGUUGCUUCGCGCCUUAAAGCCAAACCACCAUUGGAUUGGUCUACGAGGAAACGAAUAGCCUUGGGAGCAGCAAGGGGUUUGUUGUACCUACAUGAGCAGUGUGAUCCGAAGAUCAUUCACAGGGACGUGAAGGCGGCAAAUAUAUUGCUUGAUGAUUACUGUGAAGCAGUGGUGGGAGAUUUUGGAUUAGCAAAGCUUCUUGAUCACCGAGACUCACAUGUUACAACAGCUGUUCGUGGCACUGUGGGGCAUAUAGCGCCUGAGUAUUUGUCCACAGGCCAGUCCUCAGAGAAAACGGAUGUUUUCGGGUUUGGAAUUCUGCUGCUAGAACUCAUAACUGGUCAGAGGGCUCUAGAAUUCGGCAAAGCAGCUAACCAGAAAGGAGCUAUGCUUGAUUGGGUGAAGAAAAUUCAUCAAGAGAAGAAGCUUGAUGUGCUAGUUGACAAGAAUUUCAGGAAUAACUAUGAUCCCGUUGAGCUUGAGGAAAUGGUGCAGGUAGCUUUGCUGUGCACCCAAUUCCUUCCCAUUCAUAGGCCGAAAAUGUCUGAAGUCGUUCGGAUGCUUGAAGGAGACGGGCUUGCAGAAAAAUGGGAAGCUUCACAAAGAGCAGAGGCCACCAGGUGCAGAGCAAAUGAAUUCUCCUCGUCAGGCAGAUACUCCGAUCUUACCGAUGACUCUUCAUUGCUUGUCCAAGCAAUGGAACUCUCAGGUCCUAGAUGAUCGUAUAUUUCCCAAUGGAAGAGCCAGAAACAGCAUAAAUUUACAGCCACCAAAACACAAGAAGUCCUACGAAACAAUGUGUAUAGCAGUUUGAUUGGAGUGCACUGGACUUUGUCAUGACUGUACAGAUUCAGUUUUGAGAAACCAACUUUUUAGGCUGCAAGGCUUCUUUAUAAGUGGAUUAUGUUGAAUAAGGAUUUCUUAGAGGUUGUAAGUUGUACCAAUAAUGUUCUUGAUAUUGAGUUGAGGCUUUUCAGUUUGGCUAAAGGUAUGCGAAAAAGGUGAUUUUUUCUUUC
Messenger RNA from Sesamum indicum (sesame), 2383 nucleotides. Its product is annotated as protein CLAVATA3 INSENSITIVE RECEPTOR KINASE 6. The record is from RefSeq and is a predicted model, not a curated record. Lineage: Eukaryota; Viridiplantae; Streptophyta; Magnoliopsida; Lamiales; Pedaliaceae. Gene Ontology annotation, biological process: protein phosphorylation. Gene Ontology annotation, molecular function: ATP binding; protein kinase activity; protein binding.